AUGUGGAGACUAAGAAUUGGAGCUAAGGCCGGAAAUGAUACUCACUUGUUCACGACCAACAACUAUGUUGGGAGGCAGAUUUGGGAGUUUGAUGCCAACGCAGGCUCCCCUCAAGAACUUGCCGAGGUCGAGGAGGCUCGUCGGAAUUUCUCUAACAAUAGGUCACAUUACAAGGCCAGUGCUGAUCUCUUAUGGAGGAUGCAGUUUCUUAGGGAAAAAGGUUUUGAACAGAAGAUUCCACGUGUGAGAGUAGAGGAUGCAGCGAAAAUAAGGUAUGAAGAUGCAAAAACCGCAUUGAAAAGAGGAUUACAUUAUUUUACGGCCUUGCAGGCAGAUGAUGGACACUGGCCUGCAGAUAACUCUGGUCCAAAUUUCUUCAUCGCUCCUUUAGUUAUAUGCUUGUACAUUACUGGACAUCUGGAGAAAAUCUUUACAGUCGAGCAUCGUAUAGAGUUAAUACGUUACAUGUAUAACCAUCAGAACGAAGAUGGUGGGUGGGGAUUACAUGUAGAAAGCCCUAGUAUUAUGUUUUGUACAGUCAUCAACUACAUUUGUUUACGAAUCGUGGGAGUAGAAGCCGGUCAUGAUGAUGAUCAAGGAAGUACUUGUACAAAGGCUCGUAAGUGGAUACUCGACCACGGUGGUGCUACCUACACACCCUUGAUCGGAAAAGCUUGCCUAUCAGUUCUUGGAGUGUAUGAUUGGUCUGGCUGCAAACCUAUGCCGCCAGAGUUCUGGUUCCUUCCUUCUUCUUUUCCUAUUAAUGGAGGAACUCUAUGGAUUUAUUUACGGGAUAUUUUCAUGGGGUUGUCAUACUUGUAUGGUAAAAAAUUUGUUGCAACUCCAACACCUCUCAUCCUCCAGCUCCAAGAAGAGCUUUAUCCAGAGCCUUACACCAAAAUCAAUUGGAGGCUUACCAGAAACCGAUGUGCAAAGGAAGAUCUCUGUUAUCCAUCCUCAUUUUUACAAGAUUUGUUUUGGAAAGGUGUUCAUAUCUUCUCAGAGAGUAUUCUAAAUCGAUGGCCUUUCAACAAGCUCAUAAGACAAGCAGCUCUUCGAACCACUAUGAAACUCCUUCACUAUCAAGAUGAAGCCAAUAGAUACAUUACAGGCGGAUCAGUGCCAAAGGCCUUUCAUAUGCUUGCAUGUUGGGUAGAAGACCCAGAGGGUGAAUAUUUUAAAAAGCAUCUUGCUCGAGUCUCUGAUUUCAUAUGGAUUGGCGAGGAUGGCCUCAAAAUUCAGUCUUUUGGCAGCCAAUUGUGGGAUACAGUCAUGUCGCUACAUUUCCUGUUAGACGGUGUUGAGGAUGAUGUCGAUGAUGAAAUUAGAUCCACGCUCGUUAAAGGAUACGAUUACUUGAAGAAAUCUCAAGUUACAGAGAAUCCUCCUAGUGAUCACAUAAAAAUGUUCCGCCAUAUUUCGAAAGGUGGAUGGACGUUUUCGGACAAAGAUCAAGGAUGGCCUGUUUCAGACUGCACUGCUGAGAGUUUAAAAUGCUGUCUAUUAUUUGAGAGGAUGCCGUCGGAGUUUGUUGGCCAGAAAAUGGAUGUGGAGAAACUCUUUGAUGCCGUUGAUUUUCUUCUCUACUUGCAGAGUGAUAACGGAGGUAUAACAGCUUGGGAACCCGCGGAUGGGAAAACCUGGUUAGAGUGGUUUAGUCCGGUGGAAUUUGUUCAAGACACGGUCAUCGAGCAUGAGUAUGAUAUAUUUAUCACCUCUCUUUCAUCGAUCUAUUAUUGGUUUGGGUAAAAGUUAAACGGGUUUACAUUGUGAGAUAUCAUUUCAAUCUUUAGGUAUGUGGAAUGUACAGGGUCAGCCAUUGUAGCGUUGACUCAGUUUAGUAAACAAUUCCCGGAGUUUAGAAAGAAAGAGGUUGAAAGGUUUAUAACUAACGGAGUGAAAUACAUUGAGGAUUUGCAAAUGAAGGAUGGUUCAUGGUGCGGAAACUGGGGAGUGUGCUUUAUCUAUGGGACCUUAUUUGCCGUAAGAGGUCUUGUGGCUGCAGGAAAGACUUUCCAUAACUGUGAACCCAUUCGUCGAGCAGUUCGUUUCCUUCUCGACACGCAAAACCAGGAGGGUGGUUGGGGAGAGAGCUAUCUCUCUUGCCUAAGGAAGAAAUAUACUCCUUUAGCAGGAAACAAGACAAAUAUAGUGAGUACAGGACAAGCGCUUAUGGUUCUAAUUAUGGGUGGUCAGAUGGAGAGAGAUCCUUUGCCGGUUCAUCGUGCUGCCAAAGUAGUGAUCAAUUUACAGUUGGAUAACGGUGAUUUCCCGCAACAGGAAGUAAUGGGAGUAUUCAAUAUGAAUGUGCUGCUCCAUUAUCCAACAUAUAGGAACAUUUAUUCUCUUUGGGCCCUCACACUAUACACGCAAGCUCUACGGCGGCUUCAGCCUUGAGAAAAAUGCACGGUCAAUUCUACCUUCAACUCUUUAUAUAUCCAUAAUAAAAUAAAAGAGAGAUGUUCCAUUUCUCUGCGCAAGCAAACUAUGGUCAUUGAACAAUUACAUAUUGUGUCAAAUAAAUUAUGUAACUGAAUAUUGUAUCAAAGCGUUUAUUAAACUGUGCGGGGGAUUUUAUCUCAUUUUCUUUAUUUUUUUGAAAUAAUUUUAUCUCAUUUUAUCCCGA
This is a messenger RNA of Arabidopsis thaliana (thale cress), 2626 nucleotides long. RefSeq names its product pentacyclic triterpene synthase 1 (gene PEN1). The record is from RefSeq and is marked reviewed. Gene Ontology annotation, molecular function: arabidiol synthase activity; intramolecular transferase activity; oxidosqualene cyclase activity. Lineage: Eukaryota; Viridiplantae; Streptophyta; Magnoliopsida; Brassicales; Brassicaceae. Gene Ontology annotation, biological process: triterpenoid biosynthetic process. Gene Ontology annotation, cellular component: lipid droplet. Bases 1 to 1749 code for a protein of 582 amino acids. The transcript is spliced from 13 exons.